AUGGCGGGAAAUCCUCCGAGCUCCUACACUACCGACCCCACGCUUUUUCUCUACACCUCUCUGACAGCAGGCUCAUCUCAUAUCAUUACAGCAACUUCUCGCCUGGAAACAAUUCUCAAGGCGAACAAGAUCCCCUUCCGCGCGAUUGAUGUUGCCACAGAUGAGAAAGCACGCAUGAUAUGGGGUAGGAGGUCGAAAGGUAGAAAGCUACCUGGCCUGGACUUGGACCAAAUUGAAGAGUGGAAUGAAUACGGUGAACUGAAAGCACAGAUAGCAGCAACCCUGUCGCCCUAUGACGCUUCAAAAUCGGAACCACAGACGGUGGCUGUGACACCCAUGCCAGCACCGCCCAAAACAACCAGUUCUUCUUCUGCUCCCCAUAUAAGGAUAGGAGAUACUCCUUCCCGGACUCCGUCUAGUGAACAACAGGGUGAGAAUAUGCCUGCUGCACUGCGCCAGGCGAGCGAGGAGGCUGCGGCGAAGGCCAAGGAAAAUAUGCGGGCACGACUAGGAUUAAAGCCUCAAUCACCCAUACAUAAACCAGAGGAUAAGAAGCCAGAGGGCCAGAAACAAGAAGAGCAUAUACUGAAGGAAAUGAAAUCAGGCGCGUUGGAUGAGAAAAAGGUAGGCGGGGAGAAGAAACUGGAAGACAAGAAAUCAGAGGAUCAGGAACCGCAGAAGAAGGAACUCGAAAAGGAGAAUAUGGGAAAACAAGAGCAAGGAAAGGAAGUUCAACCGGCACAAGAGAAACCGGAAGGGAAGAAGAUGGAGGAGCAGCCCGUGAAGGGGGAGAAUGGAGAGACUGAGAAACUGGCUGUAGUAUCUGAGACCACAGAGCAAUCAAAGAAAGCAGAAGAACAGGCACCCAUCAAAUCACCAGGAGGAACGGACACGGCUGAAGUGGAAUCGACUGGCGACUCGAAACCAGAAAAGGCAAAGGAUGAAGGAGAGGCAUCAACAGCCAGCCCAAGUGCAACCGAGGAUGCGUCAAGCCGGGAAAAAGAAGCAGUAUGA
Microsporum canis CBS 113480 is the source of this 1014-nucleotide messenger RNA. RefSeq lists its product as hypothetical. Lineage: Eukaryota; Fungi; Ascomycota; Eurotiomycetes; Onygenales; Arthrodermataceae. Bases 1 to 1014 code for a protein of 337 amino acids. The record is from RefSeq and is a predicted model, not a curated record. The transcript is spliced from 2 exons.